Messenger RNA from Oldenlandia corymbosa var. corymbosa, 960 nucleotides. The record is from the annotation of a GenBank genome assembly. NCBI's taxonomy places the organism in Eukaryota, Viridiplantae, Streptophyta, Magnoliopsida, Gentianales, Rubiaceae.
UUUCAUUUGAUUAAAUCUGAAUUUCACUCCAUAAUUUUUUUGCAGUAUAUGUCACAUAUUUCUAAUUGAGUUGAGUGCUCAAAUCAAAUGGCGGGCAGGAAAGAUCAAACUGAAGUUCAUCCAUUUCCUCAUACUUUCAACACCAACGUUGUUUACGAUGCCAAAGCCGGCGACCGAGAGUCGGCUAAUUCCCCGGCAGCUGACGAGCUUCGCCGGAAGAAGCGCAUCAAGUAUUUGGCGUAUUUUGCCGCAUUUGUGGUGUUUCAAACCGGCAUUAUACUUCUCUUUUCACUUACCGUGAUGAAAAUAAAAACACCUAAGUUCCAGAUGCGGUCCGCCAGUUUCGACACAUUUGAUGUCGGUACGGCUGCGAACCCUUCGUUUAAUUUGAGCAUGGAAGCCCAAUUCGGCAUCAAAAACUCCAAUUUUGGAAAUUAUAAGUUCCAAAACAGCACCAUCUAUUUCUUCUGCGAUGGAAGUAGUACGGUACCCGUGGGGCAGGCUGUUGUCGGGAAAAACAAAGCUGGGUGGAGAUCCACCAAGAAGCUGGACUUGGCGGUGGACCUGUCGUCGGAAAACAUGGCCGGCAUUAAUGUUACGCAACUUGGAAGCGACAUAAGUUCUGGUGUGUUGAAAUUGAACGCCCGGUCCAAAUUGAGUGGAAAGGUAGAGCUGAUGUUUAUUUUCAAGAAGAAAAAAUCGACCAGCUUGGAUUGCAGCAUCACCGUUUAUUUGGCAGACAAAACUGUUCGGGAAAUUUACUGCAAAUGAUGUUCAAUGGAUCCUCCAGUCUGCAAGCAAUAUUCACGAUUUUUGAUAUUUGCCGUAGCCGCGGUUAUUUGAAAUUCUUUCUCUCUUUUUCUUUUUGCCCCCAUUUUGAGGUUCCCAAUGAUUCUUUUGAUUAUUUUUCAAUAGAGUGUGAUAGAAUAUAUAAAUACGGAAUGAUUUCCGAUAAUCACG